Messenger RNA from Meleagris gallopavo (turkey), 927 nucleotides. NCBI's taxonomy places the organism in Eukaryota, Metazoa, Chordata, Aves, Galliformes, Phasianidae. The record is from RefSeq and is a predicted model, not a curated record.
AUGCCGAUCAUGUCCGAACAGAAGGAGGAGGCCCCCCAAACUCUGGGGGAACCAGUGUGCAUGCUGUGCCGCAGGGCACAGGUCAACCCGGACAUCUGCGGGCGGACAUUUGCCAACAGUGGGCUCUGUGCCCACGAAUUCUGCUUGUUCUUUGCCGAUGGCCUUUUGGAGUGGAGAUGCCCAAUGGGGGGAAUUUUUGGCUUCUCCAUUGGUGCCGUCCAGCGCACCAUCCAGCAGGCAGACCAGAAGCACUGCUUUGUCUGCGGCGGGAGGGGAGCUACCAUCAGCUGCGCGGAGACAGGCUGUGAGCGCAGCUUCCAUCUGCCCUGCACCGAGGACGGGCAGUGCAUCACCCAAUACUUUGGGCAGCACAGGUCCUUCUGCUGGGAGCAUCGCCCUCAGCAGGCAGCGGAGGCAGCUCCGUCGCAGAACACCGUCUGCGUCAUCUGCCUGGAGCCCGUGGGGGACAGCACGUCCUACCACACCAUGGUGUGCCCCGUGUGCAAACAGGCCUGGUUCCACCGGGCCUGCAUCAGGAAACACGCCCUGCACGCUGCCACCAUGCGUUUCUUCUGCCCCGUCUGCGGAGGCAAAAGGCGAUUUCGAUCCCAAAUGACCACGCUGGGGAUCCAAAUUCCAAUCAGGCGACCAUCUUGGUGGGACGACGCAGCAUACCAGUCGCUGCGAGAAAGGCACAGGCGCUGCGAUGCCAGCAUGUGCCUUUACCGAGGAGGCAGGGAGAGGGCACAGGAAAAGGGGCUCUGGCAGCUGCUGCUCUGCAGGUCCUGUGGCUCAGAAGGCACGCACUGGUGCUGCUCCUUCUGGGCCAUGCGCGGAAACGGCUGGGAGUGCGACACCUGCGCUGGUGCGGGCACCGCAUCCCGCCCCAACUCCGAUCCUGCCAGCCCCAGCACUUCCUGCCAAAUG